AUGUCGCUGUUCCAGUCGGCGCUCGAUUUCCUCGCCGGGCCCGGCUCGGUCGGAGCAGCAAGCCGGGACCAGAACGACUUUGUGGGACAGAUGGUUGAAAUGGGUGACAUUAAACUACGGAUCAAGAGAGUGAUUGCUGAAGGUGGUUUUGCCUUUGUGUAUGAAGCUCAGGAUAUCAGCAGUGGCAAAGACUACGCUCUCAAGCGACUCUUGUCUAAUGAAGAUGAGAAGAACAAGGAAAUUAUCCAAGAAGUUUGCUUCAUGAAAAAACUGUCGGGACAUCCCAAUGUGGUCCAGUUCUGCUCGGCCGCCUCCGUUGGCAAAGAGGAUUCCGAUACAGGACAGGCGGAGUUCCUCAUCCUGACUGAACUCUGCAAAGGCCAACUGGUGGACUUCCUUCGGCGAGUGGAGCAACGAGCCCCCGUGUCCUGCGACACGGUACUGAAGAUUUUUUAUCAGACGUGCCGUGCUGUGCAGCACCUGCACAAACAGAAGCCCCACGUUAUACACAGAGACCUCAAGAUUGAAAACCUGCUGAUUAGUAACCAAGGCACCAUCAAACUGUGCGAUUUUGGCAGUGCUACCACUGUCGCUCAUUACCCUGACUACAGCUGGUCCGCACAGAAGCGGUCCAUGGUGGAGGAUGAGAUCACAAGGAACACUACUCCAGCGUACCGGACUCCUGAAAUGAUUGACCUCUACUCUAACUAUCCCAUCAAUGAGAAGCAAGACAUCUGGGCUCUAGGCUGCAUCCUCUACCUGUUGUGCUUCAAGCAGCACCCAUUCGAAGAAGGUGCCAAGCUGCAGAUUGUCAACGGGAAGUACUCCAUGCCACAGAACGACUCCAAGUACACGGUCUACCAUGAGCUCAUACGCUCCAUGUUGAAGGUGAACCCUGUGGAGCGGCUCUCCAUUACAGAGUUGGUUAACCAGCUUCAGGAAAUAGCAGCGGCACGAAACGUCAACCCUAAAUCCCCCAUAACAGAGCUUCUGGAGCAGAAUGGAGGCUUCGGGAGUAACGGGGCGGCAGCAACGACAGCAGCGGGUGCACCAUUGCAAAUCCAACAAAACGUGCACAGCAAUGCAGGCAUCUUUGACCCUGACCAAUCGGGAAGUGGAUUACUGGACAUCCUCAAGGGAGGAACGGAGCGCUUCUUGACUAACAUCAAGGAUACCUCCUCUAAGGUCAUCCAGUCUGUUGCCAGCAACCCAAGUUAUGCCAAAGGUGACCUGGAUAUAUCCUACAUCACCUCCAGAAUAGCAGUUAUGUCAUUCCCAGCGGAAGGUGUGGAGUCGGCGAUAAAGAACAACAUUGAGGACGUGCGCCUAUAUCUAGAUUCGCGGCACCCGGGACACUACGCUGUCUACAAUCUGUCCAAGCGCUCUUACAGGCCAUCCCGCUUCCACAACCGGGUUUCCGAAUGCAACUGGCAGGUUCGCCGUUCGCCCAACCUGCGCAGUCUUUACAGUGUGUGCAAGAACAUGCAUCAGUGGCUUAAGCAGGACCAGAGGAAUAUCUGCGUGGUUCAUUGCCUGGAUGGAAGGGCGGCGUCCGCUGUGGCUGUUUGCUCCUUCCUGUGCUUCUGCCGCCUCUUCACCACGGCCGAAGCAGCGGUCUACAUGUUUUCCAUGAAGCGAUGCCCGCCCGGCAUAGCCCCCUCACACAAGAGGUACAUUGAGUACAUGUGUGACAUGAUGGCCGAGGAGCCAAUCAUACCACACUGCAAGCCCGUGAUCAUCCACGGCAUCACCAUGACGCCCGUGCCACUCUUCAACAAGCAGCGCAACGGGUGUCGGCCCUUCUGCGAGGUCUACUUAGGAGACGAGAGGGUCCUCACAACAUCCCGGGAGUACGACAGGCUGAAGGACUUCAAGAUGGAGGAUGGAAGAGCAGAAAUUCCCCUAAACGUGACCGUUCGAGGAGAUGUGCUGGUGGUGAUCUACCACGCUAGGUCUACACUGGGAGGACGUCUGCAAGCCAAGAUGGCCUCCAUGAAAAUGUUUCAGAUACAGUUUAAUACAGGCUUCAUCCCCAGAAAUGCUACGACUGUAAAGUUUGCCAAGUAUGACCUAGAUGCCUGCGACAUCCAGGAGAAAUAUCCCGACUUGUUCCAGGUCAACCUGGAUAUCGAAGUGGAGCCCUGGGACCGGCCUAGUGCCAAAACACCGCCUUGGGAUGGCUUCCAAACAAAAGGCCUCAAUCCUAAGAUCCUAUUUUCCACUCGUGACGAACAGCAGGAGAUCCUCAGCAAGUUUGGUAAACCGGAACUACCUCGUCAGCCAGGAUCCUCAGCGUUCUACGACUCCAGUUUACCGCCACAGCAGCCUGCUGAAACACCAGAAACCUCUCCGGCCACUGAAACAGAAUCUCCGGUGAGCAGCGACAACAAUGGAAACAACUUCUUCCAGACGCUGGAUUGGGAAGAUGUCAGCGGGCCUCAGGAUGCCUCAGGUUUCCUAACGGGAGGAUCCAGCAAUGAGCAGGAAGACCUGAGCGACCAGUCGGAAGAAGAGUCUUACACACACUCAGUCCCCAGUGGCGAGUCGCAGGACACCGGCGUGUCACUCUUCGAUGCCAACUUCCAGACUUCAGUCUCUACCGCUGAGGGUUCUCCUGCCAACGACACAGCCGAUCUCUUAGGUUUGAACUCCGAACUCCAACCACCACCGGCGUCCUCAGAUGGCUUGAAGGCCUCUUCUAGCCAUAGCGACCUCCUCAACGACCUGUUUGCGCCACCUGCUGGACACACGGCGGCGACGGCCCAGGAGGAUUUGUUUUUCAGCGGCUCCAAACCCAUAAGCGACCCCUUCGACCCGUUUGGAAUGGGUUCUAGUUCAGGAAUGGGCUCCAGUGUGGGGUCCUCUCGUCAGGCCUCUGGCCCUGACCUGUUUGGGGACCUGAUGGGUUCUGGUGGGUCUGCAUCAGAAAAACCCGCUCCGGCUUCCAACACCAGCCUCUUUAACCUCCAUAAAUUAGUGGACAGCACUCCCAAGAUGACAUCAUCAGCCAGUCAUCCAGACCUCCUGGGUGGGUGGGACAGCUGGGCAGCGAGCACGUCGGCAGGCAUGAGCUCCACUUCUGGCAGGCCUGCCUACGUCAAUACAGCCUCGAGCACGUCGUCCAUGUCAAAGGCCAAGUCUCAGACCUUCGAUCCUUUUGCUGACCUCGGGAACCUGGGUUCCAAUUUACCAAGUUCUUCAAACAGUAACCUCCCUGGGCCAAUGAAGAAUACCCCUUCCUCCUCUUCGUCUUCAACGAAGCCUCAAGGCCUGCCAUCCUGGCAGCCCGGCCGAGUCUCCCAGAGCCACAACAAGCCCUGGCGGACAGGAUCCAGGUCUGAAGGCCAAGCAUCAUCGGUGCCUCAGGCUGCUGGCCCUCAGGCCGGCAAGCCCAACUACAACCUUAAUUUCCCCAGUGUCAUCGGAGGCCGUGAGGAAAGAGGUGUUCGGGCUCCGGGAUUCGGCCCCAAACCAAAAGUCAAGGAGGAUGACUUUGGAGACCUGCUGUCCACUCAGGGCUUUUCCUCUAAGCUGGAUAAAAAAGGGCCAAGGACCAUCGCAGAAAUGAGGAGGGAGGAGAUCACAAAGGAAGUAGAUCCUCUUAAAUUGCAGAUCUUGGACUGGAUCGAGGGCAAGGAAAGGAACAUCCGAGCGCUGCUGUCUACGUUACACACGGUGCUGUGGGAGGGCGAGAACCGUUGGAAGCCGGUCGGCAUGGCCGACCUGGUAACGCCUGACCAGGUGAAGAGGUUCUACAGGAAGGCUGUCCUAGUUGUCCAUCCAGAUAAGGCGACGGGCAAGCCAUAUGAGGACUACGCGAAAAUGAUCUUCAUGGAGCUCAACGACGCCUGGUCUGAGUUUGAGAACCAGGGAUCAAAAGCUCUCUUUUAG
Molecule: messenger RNA, 3891 nt
Organism: Nerophis lumbriciformis (worm pipefish)
Lineage: Eukaryota; Metazoa; Chordata; Actinopteri; Syngnathiformes; Syngnathidae
Source: RefSeq, a predicted model, not a curated record